CUCUCUCCUCUCUGUCUCUCAACUUUAGCUUCUCAAUUUCUUUACCAGUCAAGCUUUUUUUUUUUUUUUUAAUAAUAAAAAAAUAAAAAAAAUAAAAAAGGGCAUUGUUGAUCUUCAAGAGCUUGAUUUGUAGUUGAAGAUACAGAUACAAAGUGCCGGAAGCCAGAUUAAACAGAUUUUGGCUGGUACUGUUAUUAUUGUGCUCCACCGAGGUUGAAAAUGGAGGCUUCAUCUUCUCCUGACGUGCAUAAUCUCUGAAGGUGACCAAACAGAGAAGGCCUGCAUUUUUCCUCUUAAAUUUAUAUGCAGAGUUCUGUUCCGAGGAAAACAUGUAUGAGUAUUCUUUUAGAUUAAACAAGAUUCAUUCACAUGAACAUGCAUUCCUCAUUACUGGUCUUUUUGAAUCUGGUCUGUGGGGGCUGCUCCAGUGGGUCAUGACAGUGUUGAGAAUAGAGGGUUAACAGAACAAAAUAACCAUAUGUGUUAUGACAAAAAGGAAGUUGCCAAUGGAGUAGUUAGUGAGAGGCAAGGAUUAGGGUCAUCUGAGGAAGAUGAGUCAAGGGUUGAUGAUGUAAAUGCAAACAAUGUGUCGCGAGGACAGCUCCAGGUGCAUGAUGUGUUGCAGAUACCUCAACAACAACCUCAAGGUUCCAUGAUACGUUGGGAAAGGUUUCUCCCAGUUAGGUCUCUCAAGGUUCUUUUGGUAGAAAAUGAUGAUUCGACACGCCAGGUUGUUAGUGCUUUGCUACGAAACUGCAGUUAUGAAGUUGUAGCUGUUGCAAAUGGUCUUCAAGCUUGGAAAAUUCUAGAAGAUUUUAACAAUCAUAUCGAUCUUGUCCUAACAGAGGUGGUCAUGCCUGUAUUAUCAGGUGUUGGUCUCUUAUGCGAGAUUAUGAACCAUAUAACUUUCAAGAAUAUUCCUGUUAUAAUGAUGUCAUCUCAUGACUCUAUGGGUCUGGUCUUUAAGUGUUUGUCAAAGGGUGCAGUUGAUUUUCUUGUGAAACCUAUUCGGAAAAAUGAAUUGAAAAACCUCUGGCAGCAUGUUUGGAGGAGAUGCCACAGUUCUAGCGGUAGUGGGAGUGAAAGUGGGACACACACGAAAAAAUCUGUAAAGUCAAAAAGCAUUGACGAAUCUGAAAAUAAUACAAGCAGCAGUGAUGAACAUGAUAAUGGAAGCAAUGGUCCUAGUACUGGGGAUGGAAGUGACAAUGGAAGCGGUACACAGAGUUCAUGGACAAAAAAGGCUGCUGAGAUUGACAGCCCACAGCCAAUGUCACCCUCCUACCAGUUGACCGAUGCUCCUGAUAGCACUUGUGCUCAGGUGAUCCGCACAGAGCCAGGAACUUUUAGCAACAGGUGGAUGCAUGUUGCUGACACAAAAGACUACCAAGAGCAAGAUGAACAGCUUGAUAAUGCUGAAAUAGGCAAGGAUGGAGUACGAGUAUUAAAAAUUCCAGAUUUCGAAUGUGAAGAUCAGUGUGAGAAUUUAUCUACCCCCAAAUCAAAGAAAAGGCAAACUAAGUUUCCUGAAGGAGAUAAUAAACUUCUUGAUGGUGAAAAGCUGGAGCAUAGCAAUGAUAAUUCGACUGGGAAACCAAGAGAUAGAGCUCUUAGUGUACUUAAUCAAAUCACGAAGUCUGCCAUUCCGGAGUAUGAAAGCAAAGACAUUGACACUCCAAAUGCCGCCUCUGGUAUCUUGCAGAUUAAAGACAAAGCAUGCAGUGAUCCUGGAGAAAUGCCAUCCCUAGAAUUAACUUUGACAAGACCAAGAGGCACAGUAGAUGACCGAAAUGCUGCAAAUGACGAUCGCAAUGUGUUAAGACACUCGGAUUUGUCAGCAUUCUCAAAAUACAACACUGCAUCAUCUGCUAACCAGGUAAUUUUCAGUAGCUUCCGAGUAUGCAGUUUUAAUCAUUGUUGGAAGUGGUUCUAUCUGAUUGGUAAUUUCACACCUGUCUUGCACGAUUCCUUCCACAUUAGAUGUCGAUUUUUGUGUGAGUAAUUUUCAACAUAAAAA
Molecule: messenger RNA, 2017 nt
Organism: Carica papaya (papaya)
Lineage: Eukaryota; Viridiplantae; Streptophyta; Magnoliopsida; Brassicales; Caricaceae
Source: RefSeq, a predicted model, not a curated record